Daucus carota subsp. sativus is the source of this 1496-nucleotide messenger RNA. RefSeq names its product cytochrome c oxidase assembly protein COX11, mitochondrial. Lineage: Eukaryota; Viridiplantae; Streptophyta; Magnoliopsida; Apiales; Apiaceae. Bases 243 to 1088 code for a protein of 281 amino acids. The record is from RefSeq and is a predicted model, not a curated record. The transcript is spliced from 8 exons. Gene Ontology annotation, molecular function: copper ion binding. Gene Ontology annotation, cellular component: mitochondrial inner membrane.
AAUUUGGGCCGGACAAACAAACUAUGAUGGCCCAAUUUUCGUCCAAAGCGUCCGCCGUUGUGUGCUGUGCGUUGCCGCCCCCAAACAACUUGUUGUGUGUUCUGUAAUAAUCCAACCAGGUAGUGUUGUUUUGAAGUGAUUGCAACUUUGGAUUGUAAAAUUAUGAGUAUGAGCGGAAAUUCGAUGGGUUAGUUGUUGUGCAGAUGCCAACUAAAGCUCUUUGACACUCAUUUCACCCCAAUAUGUCGAUGUCUAGGUUCCGUAUAACGCUGUUACGUUCCUUUAACCCAAGUCUUUAUCGUGAUCCCUUUUGUUCCAGGUCUUUGCUGGAACCUCUUCGUCCAAGUUAUCAUUUUGUGCCACCUAGUUAUAGUAGAUAUGAAAGAGCAUUCUAUCGUGAAUCUCACAAUUUCAUGUCCAAGUGUGAUUCAAGAAGUGCAUUAUUGAGUAGCUAUAGUAUCAUGUCAGAAACAAAAAAACAGUCUUCUUAUUCGUCCUCUGGAUUUCGCCGCCUAUAUAGCACUCAUGCCGCCACAGAAAGAAAAUCACAGAAAAUGCUUAUAUAUUUGACUGGUUUAGUUUUUGCAAUGGUGGGAUGUAGUUAUGCAGCAGUCCCUCUGUAUAGGAGAUUCUGCCAAGCUACUGGUUAUGGUGGUACAGUUCAACGUCGUGAGAGUGUUGAAGAAAAGAUUGCCCGACAUGCUCAAGAUGGAACAGUUACCAACAGGGAGAUAGUGGUGCAGUUUAAUGCUGAUGUUGCCGAUGGAAUGCCUUGGAAGUUUGUUCCAACACAAAGAGAGGUAAGGGUUAAGCCAGGAGAAAGUGCACUUGCUUUUUACACUGCUGAAAAUCGAAGUUCAAAACCCAUUACUGGCAUGUCUACGUACAAUGUUACCCCCAUGAAGGCUGCAGUUUAUUUCAACAAAAUACAGUGCUUCUGCUUUGAAGAACAAAGACUUCUGCCAGGCGAACAAAUUGACAUGCCUGUCUUCUUUUACAUAGACCCAGAAUUUGAAACCGACUCGAGAAUGGACGGGAUCAACAAUUUGAUUCUGUCGUAUACCUUUUUUAAGAUUGCUGAAGAAUAAUUCAACAUGAUGUGGCGCUUUGUUCUUAAAAAUAAAAGUGCAGGACGGCUUGGUGUACACGGCAACAACCAUUUUUUUCGUGGUUCUUCUUAGAAGUGAAGUUGCAGCUAGUUUGGAUUAUACCAUAUCUCUGUUAGGCGAGUAUUGGUCUGAUUAGCACUUACAUGUAUAUGUUUGGCCACAAUUUCAAACACUGAAAAAUCUGAUAUUUAGCUGGUGAAAUGAGAAUUCUAUAAAUGAUAUCAUGAGGAGCUUUGAGUUGAUAUUAUGAAGAACUUGUAGUGAAAUAAAAGAAAAUUUGUAAAUUCCUCGUGUAUUGUUUGUUAGUAGUGUAGAUUAAUUACGAUAAAUUAAGCCUGUUAUCACUCAAGUCGGAAGUUAUUCCAGUUGAGCUCUUGUUUGACGCCA